UAUAUUUCUGUUUUGUUUUGUUUAAGUUGAAUGUUUUUGUUAUGUCAUCUAUUUCAUGCUUUCUUUCAGGGAUUAAUAGAGGCUGUCAAAGAAAGGGUCCCAACAGCAGAGCAUAGACAAUGUGCUAGGCACAUAUAUGCUAACUUCAAGAAAAGAUUCAAAGGUGAACAAUAUAGGAAGUUGUUUUGGGCAGCAGCUGCUAGAACUACUCAACCAAAAUUUGAGGCAGAAAUGAAUUCCAUAAAAAAAAUUGACCCUUUGGCUUAUGAACACCUCAUGGAAAGGGACCCUAAAAGUUGGUGCAGGGCAUUCUUUGAAGUGGACAGGGCUUGUGAUGCUUAUGAGAAUGACAUAUCAGAAAGUUUCAACUCCAUUAUUGAUCUUGCUAGGAAAAGGCCACUCAUCACCAUGUUGGAAGAGAUAAGGAUUUAUGCAAUGGAGAGGAUGUAUAAAAUGUUGCAAGAGGGACAAAGUUGGGGGAAUUUAAAAAUAUGUCCAUCUAUAAGGUUGAAGAUAUCAAAGCUAAAGAAACAGCAAAGAUUUUGGGGUGUUAUACCAUCUGGGAUACAACAAUAUGAAGUUAGGAUUGGAAAUGAUGGAUAUGCUGUGGACCUUAACAACAACACAUGUGGAUGUAGAUCUUGGCAAGUAUCAGGUAUCCCAUGUGUGCAUGCAGUGACAGCCAUUUCAUACCUUAACAGGAAUGCAGAGGAUUAUGUUGCACCAUGGUUCCAUACAGCCAUGUUCUUGACUUGUUACAACCAUACCAUUAACCCACUUAAUGGUAGUUCCAUGUGGCCUGAAGCUCCCUACAUGAAGCCAUUGCCUCCUCAAAAAAGAAGGUUACCAGGAAGGCCAACCCUUAAAAGGAAAAAAGAUCAAUCUGAGAUGGAAAGCAAGGGGAAAACAAGGCAUACUAUCUCAAAAGCAGGUUCAGUUAAUAGAUGCACUAUUUGUAGAGAAAGGGGCCACAAUAGAUCAACAUGUCCUACUAGACCAGCAGAUGUAGCAUCCACUUCAAGGCCAAAAAACAAGAAACCUAAAAAAUGUAAAAAAGAGAAAGCAGGUAAAGUGGAACCAGUUCAAGUGGAUCCAGUUCAAGCAAAUCCAGUGGAUCCAGUUCAAGUACCAGCUCCACAGGUUGAUCCAGUUCAAGCAGAUCCGGUAGAUCCAAUUCAAGUACCAGCUCCACAUGUUGAACCAGUUCAAGAAGAUCCAGUGGAUCCACUUCAAGUACCAGCUCCACAUGUUGAACCAGUUCAAGCAGAUCCAAUGGAUCCAGUUGAUGUACCAGCUCCUCCAGUGGAUCCAGUUCAAGUAGAUGAUCCACAUCCAGAUGUUGAUGUCCCUGCUCAACCAGUUGCAACUAGACAGAGGAUACGAAAAUACUCAGAAAGAAUUACCAAGAUAGGGUUGAGAAGGAAGGUUUUGAAGAAAGAAGGAAGCACUGGACACAACCCAAUGGUGUUGGAAUGAUUUUAUUUGGAAAGACAAACUUUUAGUCUUAUAAAUAUGUAAUUGGGAAAAAUUUAAGAAUCAUGGCACAUGGCACAUCUUUUGACAUAUUAGGACAACUGUGGGCACAGCUUUUGUAAUAGUGCACAUGCUGAUGGAAUAUUACAACUUUGUCUUUUAUCUAUAUGCUUUGGUGUACGGUUAUUUGCAUAUAGAUUGUUUAA
Molecule: messenger RNA, 1679 nt
Organism: Lactuca sativa (garden lettuce)
Lineage: Eukaryota; Viridiplantae; Streptophyta; Magnoliopsida; Asterales; Asteraceae
Source: RefSeq, a predicted model, not a curated record